ACCAAAAACGUUUUCAGUCAUUUUAAAAGCACAUCCAAACGCGCUCUAAAAAGACUUCUAAUAGCGUUUGAUAGAAAACCUUGAACGUACUUUUGGGGUCAACAAGCCCUUCCUAGAGACAGGGAGCAUUUCCAAUUGCUUUUUCAAGAAACACUUGGUUUUUUUAAUUAAAGUCUCAACGUCUUUCUAAUAAAAGUGCUUUCAGCAAAAGCAAUUAUGAGCGGGAACAACCUGUAAAUCUUACCAGCAUAUUUUUUUACUAGUGGUAAAUUUUGUUAUCUUGGUAGGUUUAGAACAGAUUACGAAUUCUUCCAAUUUCAGCUUCCCUUGUUGCAAUAAGAACAAGGUUGAAUUAGUGCAAGUCACUUAAGUCAUCACCUUGUUAGGUUAUCUUCUUCUCUUGUUUUUAUUAUUUUAAGUAACUCUUAACAACUUUAAAUACAAGUUGGCAGCCAAAAUACACACAGCAUACCAAAACCUAUGGCCAAUUCCUCUGCCAUUAUCUUUUCCUUGGCCUUCGUUGCUGCUUUGAUCAUCUCCGUUGAUGCAAGCGGCGGUCAUGGGGCGAGCUGGGUUCCAGUGAGACCCCGCUGCGAGGGUUCAGUAGCGGAGUGCAUGGAUGAUCAUGAUGAUGUGUUUGGCAUGGACUCGGAGAUCAGCAGGCGCAUCUUGGCCACCUCACAAUACAUAAGCUAUGGAGCUCUGCAGAGAAACACUGUGCCUUGCUCUCAGAGAGGUGCUUCCUACUACAACUGCAAGCCGGGUGUUCAGAGCAACCCAUACAACCGUGGAUGCAGUGCUAUUGCUCGUUGCCGGAGUUGAUCAACGGUGUAGCAUGUUUUUCAGUGUUUAUCACUUGGAUUAAAUAGAACAUGUUGUGAAUUGUAAUGUUUUUAUUAUGCUUUAUCUUAAAAAUCAAUCCGAGUUCGAAUCCCCCUACUCUUA
Messenger RNA from Malus domestica (apple), 945 nucleotides. Its product is annotated as rapid alkalinization factor-like. NCBI's taxonomy places the organism in Eukaryota, Viridiplantae, Streptophyta, Magnoliopsida, Rosales, Rosaceae. Gene Ontology annotation, biological process: calcium-mediated signaling. The record is from RefSeq and is a predicted model, not a curated record. Gene Ontology annotation, cellular component: plasmodesma.